Oncorhynchus masou masou (cherry salmon) is the source of this 648-nucleotide messenger RNA. RefSeq names its product dmX-like protein 2. The record is from RefSeq and is a predicted model, not a curated record. The transcript is spliced from 3 exons. The annotation marks the transcript as partial. NCBI's taxonomy places the organism in Eukaryota, Metazoa, Chordata, Actinopteri, Salmoniformes, Salmonidae. Gene Ontology annotation, cellular component: RAVE complex. Gene Ontology annotation, biological process: vacuolar acidification.
GUGUGCUUGGAGAAGAUGGAAGAUAUCCAGUUGGCCAUGGUAGUAGCCAGGCUGUACGAGGCUGACUAUGAGAGCAGUUCCACCUGCCAAUCCAUCCUGUAUGAGAAGGUUUUGGGCUGCCAGAGGGACGGGUCAGGGUACCACUGCACCAAACUACACCCGGACCCAUUCCUACGCAGCAUAGCCUUCUGGAUCAUGAAGGACUACACCAAGGCCCUGGACACACUGCUAGAGUGCAUCCCCAAAGAGGAUGAUGAGAACCCAGAUGUGAUGGUGAAGUCGUGUAACCCAGUGGUAUUUAGUUUCUAUAACUACCUGAGGACACACCCCUUGAUCAUCCGCCGCCACUACGCGUCCCCUGAGGGUGCUGUGACAUCAUCACUAGGCCUCACCUCGGAGAAGAGCAGCGUCGACGAGAUCAACCUCAUCGAACGCAAACUCUUCUUCACCACCGCCAACGCACACUUCAAGGUGGGCUGUCCAGUGCUUGCCCUGGAGGUGCUCUCUAAGAUCCCCAAGGUGACCAAGAAGUCAGUCUCCUCGUCCCCCCUAAAUAAAGGCUCUUCCAUGGCCAACGUCAGCUCUAGCCAGCCCCUGGAGAAUGGGAACCAGGGGGCCCUGGACUGGGCCUCUCCUUCCCCCAGUUAA